Molecule: messenger RNA, 1593 nt
Organism: Paramacrobiotus metropolitanus
Lineage: Eukaryota; Metazoa; Tardigrada; Eutardigrada; Parachela; Macrobiotidae
Exons: 2
Coding region: 252-1310 (352 amino acids)
Source: RefSeq, a predicted model, not a curated record
CUGUGUACAGAAUAUUAGUGUGAAUAGUACUAAUGAUACAAGUACUAUUGCGGUGAUGAUUCUACUGCAUUUUUGCGUUCUUAGGUUAUGGAAAUGUUGUGUAAAGACCUGAUGGCCAUUGCAUGUCGGCUGUUCGCUUAUGAGAUUUUAUGUGAAACCUUUUAAUCUCGGAACCCGCUGGAGGCACGCAGAGCCUUUCAGCGUGGAUGUUAUACUCAUGUAUUAUCAAAACCUCACAGCCUGGCCCAUAGAUGUGCCGUGUGCGCAGUGCUUUAUUAGACGACUUUCGUUUUUUUACACUUUAUGUUCCACUGGUGUUUGCAAUUGGUGCCGGUCUGCACUGGAGCAGCGCAUGUACUGUCCCAAUGCAAAGUCGUACUUCCACAGGAUCUUCGAUGAUUACCACUGCCACUGCAAGAGCAACAAUAUCAACUGCAGCGCCCGGCUCAAUGUCCGCCGGCAAUAAUCCUACUCGUACUUUGGAUGAUAUCAUUCACGAGUCCUGGAGCAAUCUAAAAGACGACAGAAUAACACUGAAGUUUCCUCAAGUGGAUCAGAACGCAAAAAUUUUGAAUUUGUAUUCUGAUAUUCAAGUGCUUCAGCCCAGGAUUGGAGAGAAUGUCAUUCUAACUUGCGUGGCGUCCACAGAAAAUACACACGGUGUGUCUUGGACCCACCUCGGCAGAACUAUAUUUGACAAAGGAAGACGCAUCACUGAUGACGGAGUCGAUAAUCAGCUUUAUAACGUGACUACAUGGGGUCACGUUGGGAUUUUUGGCAUUCUCCGUGUGUCCCUGCAGUCGGAAGGAGAAGUUGUAUGCUGGGAAGAGUUAACUAGCUUCGGUUACAAACGAGCUGUCACUUUAAAGCGGUUUAGCAUUGAACCUCAGCUUACGCGAGCGGUAGAAGUAUUUGCGGAGUUCAUGCCCAAGCAAUCAGUCGUCCAAGGUGACGUUGUCUGUUUCUCCUGUGCAGUUCGGCUUCCUUUGCCGCAACGCACCAUUAACAACCUUCCCAACUCCAUUAUGUGGCGCUUAAAUGGCGAAACAAGAUGGGCCCCUAAAGAAGAGCCCUAUUGGUCGCAUUUCACUGCACGCACAAAGUCUUGGCGCUUAGGUGGAGAGUCAUAUCGUUUCCCUAAUAUUACAAAUGUUUUUGGGCAGAAAAUUGUUUACCAAAUGGACUUUCAUUAUCUAACAACGGCAAGUAGCGGCAAUGUUGAAUGUUGGUUCAGAAUUCAUGGUACUACUCACGACUGGGUUAUGCAGUCCACCGAAUUGAUUAUCAAUGCGCGAACGCCGCGAAGCUAAUUCCGUGGUUGAAUAGGGCAGAGAUGGAGAGUCGGCUGGACUUCUUGCAUGGCUGAUCAGUGUCCAGUCGAGGAAGGUCAUUAUGGCGUAACGAUAGGGUGCAUUACCGGUGUCUUGGGAAGCCGGAUAUUGUUACGUUGUGCCACCGGUGACGGUUUCUGGUUGUGAAGUAGUGUGGGUCUAUUUCACUUGUGUUGCUGGAUAAUAGUUGUAAUGAUAGUAUGGAAAUUGUUUUCUUUUAAUGAUGGUGUGGAAAUUGUUUUCUUGCCAGUUUUAUACCAAA